GGAGCACUUCCGGACGCGGCAGGAAGUGGCGGUAGUCAUGGUAACGGUGUGUACACCCACCUGCCUCAGCUUCGCCCCGGUGCCUGCGGCGCUGGGGGACCCGCAGCGACAGGAGCAGGCGGCGGCGGGAAAAGCGGCCGCUCCCGGUUUCCCCACAGGCCAUUAUCUGUAUUAGUUGUUACAAUGAGUGCAAAAGAAAGGAAAGUACGUGCAUUUGUGCGAGUCAAGCCAACAGCUAAUUUUCCUCAAGACAUGAUCAAGUAUGGGCCAGACAACAAGAGCAUAGAUAUUUACAUCAGGAGAGAUGUUAAGAAAGGAGUCGUCAAUAACAAGCAGACUGAUUGGUCCUUUAAACUGGAUGGUGUUCUUCACAAUGCCUCACAGGAUUCGGUUUAUGAUGCAGUAGCUAGGGACUUGGUAUCCCAAGCUCUGGAUGGCUAUAAUGGCACUAUAAUGUGCUAUGGGCAAACAGGAGCUGGUAAAACAUACACCAUGACAGGAGCAACUGAAAACUACAAGCAUAGAGGAAUCAUACCCCGAGCUAUACAGCAGGUGUUCAGGGCAGUUGAAGAACGCAUCGAUCAGUCCAUCACUGUCCGAAUGUCCUACCUGGAAAUCUACAACGAGACUCUCUUCGACCUUCUCUCCACUAUGCCUCAUGACAUGUCCGGUGACACUCACAUGGCUGUAGUGGAGUACCCACAGGGUGUCUUUGUGAAGGGCUUAUCUAUGCAUCCAGCCAGCCACGAGGAAGAUGCUUUAAAUCUCCUGUUUGAGGGUGAGACCAACAGAAUAAUAGGUGAACAUACUCUGAAUAAAAAUUCAUCCAGGUCCCAUUGCAUAUUCACUAUCUAUAUUGAGUCUCAUUCCAGAAUUUUGUCAGAUGCCAAAUACACUGCUUCAAAAAUUAACCUAGUGGAUCUGGCAGGUUCAGAGAGACUGGGGAAGACUGGGUCCGAGGGGCAGGUUCUGAAAGAAGCCACAUAUAUCAACAAAUCGUUGUCAUUCCUUGAGCAAGCGAUCAUUGCACUGGCUGAUCGUAAGAGGGACCACGUCCCCUUCCGGCAGAGCAAGCUCACCCAUGCCCUUAAGGAUUCAUUAGGGGGAAACUGCAAUACAGUCCUGGUGGCAAAUAUCUAUGGUGAAGCUGCUCAGAUAGAGGAGACUCUGUCCUCUCUCCGUUUUGCUACCAGAAUGAAAUGGGUCACAACGGAGCCAGCCAUCAAUGAGAAAUACGACCCAGAGCGGAUGGUCAAGAAUCUGGAGAAGGAGAUUGUUCUUCUGAAGCAGGAACUAGCCAUGCAUGACAGCUUGGUCAACCGCUCUCUGGUGAAUUAUGACCCUCUGAAUGAAAUCCAGAUAGCAGAGAUUAACUCUCAAGUCCGCAGGUACCUAGAAGGAGCCACAGACGAUAUUGAUAUAAUGAACAUCAGGCAAAUCCAAGAGGUAUUUAACCAGUUCAAAGUGAUUUUAAGCCAACAGGAACAGGAAGUGGAAGCCAGACUACGAAACAAAUACACCCUGAUAGACAAAAGUGACUUUGCAGCCAUUACUGCUGCUCAGAAGGCAGGCCUGGUUGAUGCAGAGGGCCAUCUAGUGGGGGAAGUGGAUGGACAGGGCUUCGGGAUUGGAGUUGUUCCUUUAUCCAAACCCGGCGGGAAGAAAGUUAAAGCCAAGAAAGCCAAAGAGCAGCUUAGCCCCACUACCAGGAAGGAAGGAUUAGGAAGCCCUGUUUCGGGGAAAGAUCUGGAUUCUAUUUCCCCAUCAAGGAGUCAGCUGGUAAGUUCCGCAAAGGAUUUGGAUGUGAAGGAGGGACUACUACGGGAGCAGGAUGCAGCUAGUAUUGAAACACAUCGCUCGGAGUCAGUGCCCAAGGAGGAGUCCCACCGCCCGAGUUCCCCUCCCUCUAAGCUGGUGGCAUUUGAGGAGUUUAAAAACGAGCGAGGAAGUGAGAUCAACCGGAUCUUUAAGGAGAACAAAGCCAUCCUCAGCGACAGGAAGAAGAAAGCGAGCGAGAUCACCCACAGACUGAAUCUAAUAAAACAGGAGAUGGACAUCACCAAACAGGCCCUCGGGGCCCAGAAGAAGGAGAGGGAGGAGCAGGGGGAGUAUGUGAAUGAGGAAGGACAGAUCAUAAUUGACGAGGAGGAAUUUUUACUGGUCAUGAAACUUAAGGAUCUGAAGAAACAGUACAGGUCUGAUUUCGAUGAACUGCGGGACCUGAAAGCAGAAGUCCAAUACUGUCAGCAUCUGGUGGAUCAGUGCCGCAACAGACUAAUCUCAGAAUUUGAAAUCUGGUACAAUGAGUCCUUCCUUAUCCCUGAGGAUGUGCAGGAAGCGAUAAAGCCUGGAGGCAACAUCAGACCUGGAAUGAUUCCCAUGAACAGAGUCCUGUGUCUGGAUGAAGAUGAGCAGGAGCGGUUUGACCGGCUGCAGGGGGAAGUGCUGCCAGCCUGUCCAGAUUCCACCUCUUUCUACAAUGCCAAAAUGAAGACUGAUCAGAAGCACAAGUACUUUAGAGCCAUGGCUGCCCUCCAGCAAAUGCACAAGAAACCUGGACUCAUCACAGCUACGGUGAAGAACAAACCCCCAGCGGCGCUCCAUGUCGUAUAGCAGGUGCAGGACAGAGCCAUUUGUGUUGUGUUCUAUACAAGGAAAUGGACAAAUUGACCUCAGAAAACUGUCAGCAUUGAUUUCCACAGGAGACUUCUCAACAAAUAAAACUGGGCUAGUGACAAGCUGUUUUGGUUCACUAGAAUGAAGGUUAGUGCUAGCUAAGGUAGAGGAGUCAUCGGCCAGAGAGGAAGAUAAAAUACACGUUCAUUAGUUGAACUAGGAGAACUUGUUUCCCUGACUCUGAAAAAUGCAACGCCUUGGCAGGGCAGGAGUGUGCAUGUUACAGGUGAGCUGCAGAGGAAAGAAACCAGAGCUUGUGCCUUUGUGACAGGUGAAAAGGCCUGAAGGGUUGUUCUCUUUCUCGUAUAUUUUAAUAUUAGAAAUACCAGGAGUGGCCAGGCCAGGCCCCUGGUGGGGUGGCCUCCUUUGGAGGACCCAGAGAAUUCGGAGCUUCUGAAAUGUCAGAAUCUUACCCCCCACUCCAGCCCUUUGAUGCCAGGUAAAGUGGCCAGAGUGACACAAAGGGGCUCUCAGCAUCUGUCUACGCUGCACACUGAGCCCGGGUCUGUGGGAACUGGGCUUACAGUGUUUCCAAGCCCAUGUGUGAGCAGCCCGCUGCACUGCAAGCCUGGGGUUAUGGUUACUGGACCGGGUCUCCCAGCCGUGCUAACACGUCCGUACUGCGCUACACUGACCUUCUGACUCAGGUCUGCGGCUUGAGAUGCAUCCACGCUGCAUAACGACAGGGCUGGGACCCAAGUCACAGCAGGACUCGGGCUCUGCUAGCAGGGUCCUAGGAGCCGAGUGCCUGCUGACCUGAGUCAGACUCAUUGGGGGGGGGGAGCCUUGAGCUCAAACCUGAGUCAGAGCCCGGAAUAAGUGUGCAGUGUAGGCACCCCCUAAAAGUCCUCAAUCCAGCCAAUGGAGAAUCCUUGUGAAAGAACGGAAGAAGGUAGCCACAGGUGGUCCUAUGAGGACCCCUUCCUCUUGAUCUUGAGGGCACAAUAUUAAGGGAGAAGAAAGAGUCAAAACCUAACAACCUAGCACUGCUGGGGCACCUUCAGCUAGUACUAGGCAGGUAUCAUGUUGGGCCAGGGUUUUAAACAAUCUUUUGUCCUUUUGCACAAUUGCUUCUUGGUAUAGCUGGUUCUAGAGCCUGCUCUCAGCUUAGUGCUAAAUACAUAAGAACGGCCACACUGGGUCAGACCAAAGGUCCAUCGAGCCCAGUGUCCCAUCUUCUGACAGUGGCCAGUGCCAGGUGCCCCAGAGGGAAUGAACAGAACAGGUAACCAUCAAGUGAU
Molecule: messenger RNA, 3917 nt
Organism: Mauremys mutica (yellowpond turtle)
Lineage: Eukaryota; Metazoa; Chordata; Testudines; Geoemydidae
Gene: KIF9
Product: kinesin family member 9
Exons: 22
Coding region: 184-2613 (809 amino acids)
Biological process (GO): microtubule-based movement
Molecular function (GO): microtubule binding; microtubule motor activity; ATP binding
Source: RefSeq, a predicted model, not a curated record